Messenger RNA from Planococcus citri (citrus mealybug), 2852 nucleotides. RefSeq lists its product as uncharacterized. NCBI's taxonomy places the organism in Eukaryota, Metazoa, Arthropoda, Insecta, Hemiptera, Pseudococcidae. Bases 107 to 1921 code for a protein of 604 amino acids. The record is from RefSeq and is a predicted model, not a curated record. The transcript has 3 exons. Gene Ontology annotation, cellular component: extracellular matrix.
CUUUGAUGGAAAUGCGUGUACGUCUGUAGCAUCGUAGACGAUGGUGUAAAAAAAAGAUGACUCGAAAGGGCGGAAUAGAGAAGGGAUUGAAACAGUUCGUUUUUAAAUGCAUCGAAGACGAAAAUUAUUCUUCAUUGUAUUUGUUGAGAAGUUAUUCGUAAGUUUGGCAGCGUAUUUUUUUUUUACCCAUGUGUUAGUGAUGUGUUCGAGAGUGCAAUUUUUGUUUCAAUUGACAGUCGGAAUAUUUCUCACUCGAUGCAGCGAAGGAUUGAUUUUCAGCCCUCCACCGGGAAUAAGCUCCACAGAACAUCCACCGCCACCGAUACCCCAAUACAGAUUUCACUACCACGUUCGAGAUGAAAACACCGGCGACUACAAAUCACAAGAAGAGCAUCGCAGUGGAGACAGCGUAACAGGUUCUUACAUGGUAGCCGAACCUAACGGCGAUUUAAGGGUUGUAAAAUACGUAGCCGACGUCGCGAACGGUUUCAAAGCCGAUGUCAACGUACAACCAGGUGGAUCGCCGAUGAAACCCAGCACCAUUGGUGUGAAAAAAGCCACCGAGGUGUUCAACAAUCAACGCACCGGUAUCUCUGCUCCUGCCAAACAACGCAAACCUACUCGCGGUUUUAAUCCUAUCAUCGUCAAAUCACUCUCACCGUUUUCUCAGCCACCGCCUCAACUUUCUUCAAAAACUGAACCUAGCUCCCCAGUAACACCGAGUCAAUCGUCUUACUCUUAUUAUCGCGAAAAUACCGAUACUACUCGUAAUAUUUCGGUCGAGUUCACGACUCCUGUAAUCACUCAGAAAUCUGUGCAAGUUGAGCUAACUUAUCGAGACGAUAGUGUGGUCGAAAAACCCAGCGAAAAAGUAGCUCUACCUGAAAAGAAAAUUACCCCGAUUUUGUCCACCGAAUCGACCAGUACCUUAGCGAAUAAAAAUUUCAAUUUACAAUCGUUGGCUUACCUCAGUACCGAGUUACCCGUGAGUAAAACACCCAUAACGGAAAUUCCAACCAGUCGUAUAACAGCAGCUUCGCCACCUAGCACUAAUAGUAAUGGUCUUUAUCAUCUCGAUAAUUCGGAUAUAUCGUCGUCGAUAAUCGAAAUCCUCAACCAACAAAAAUCAGAUUACAAGUAUCCCCCCGUCAACGCACCUACUUACGUAUCCGAAUCAUCAUCACGUAUUCCUUCAUCUGUACCUGUAACCGAAUCAACACCUUAUACCAGAGCAGCAUCCGAACAAACGUCAGAUAUUGCAAAUCCCAACUUGGAAUUCGAUCCUUAUAAAAAAGCUAACCUACCUCAGCGUCCGAUGAGACUCAUUGGUUUAAGUCCAAUUUACAUGGAUCACGCUCAACUGCAAGCUUUAAGUGAAAACCUCACGUCACCUCCUCAAAUACCAGCAUUGGAUCACAUAAUUAACAUGCAAUACGCUACUCCAACUCCUUUGGUGAGUGGACCUUUGAUGGGAGGUCCUGGUCCCUUCAGAAAUAUACCACGGUAUGCGUCCGAAUUCAAUGAUCUGUCUCAGCUACAGCCGAAUUCGAAUUUGAUUCCAAACCCUAAUUCUGUACCGAGUAAUUUACCUGCGGUCAACUCGAUACCUAUUUCUGCCCCGAUAAUACCGCAAGCUGACACGAAACAAGAAAAUAAACCGGUGCCUCCUCCCCCUCUUGCUGCUGCUUCGAUACCCCUGUGUAAUGACUGUUUUUUACCAGCUAAUUUAGCUAAUUAUAUGUCUUAUCCUUUACUUAAAUUCCCUGCUCAGGCUGCUUCUGCUUCGGCUUCGACCACGAAUAAUAAUCAAAAACCGUGCGUUACUGAAAACACCCCUUAUAAUAUGGCUCCGUAUAAACCUGCCUUUGCUUAUAUCCUGUUUCCAUCGUUGCCAUCGUCGGUAAUGCAGGCUCGUCAUUAGAAUUGAAAAAUUUAAAUUAGCCAAAAUAAAUAAAAUUAUGUAAGUACCUACUUACUGACUUGUGAUUUUUUUUUUUUUAUUAUUUGAAAAGAAACAAAAGGUAUAGAAUAUGCUUUCCUAUUUCAUAUUUAAGCUCGUAUAAUAUUACUUUACUUACUUAUUUAUUUUUAGAAAUAAAAUAAUAAAUAAUUUUACGCUUUUUCGGGUGAAAAAUCAUGCUUAGAUUUGAUCAGAUCCAAAUUUUUGCUGUCAUGGUCAGAACAAUGUAUCAAUAUAAUCAUGGAAUCUGCUCAAAUUAAAUUAAAAAAAAAAAAAUCAGAUCUGAACGUUUUCCUCGAAUAGGUAAUAGGUACGGUAGGUACUCUUUACUUGAAUAAGUGCAGAAUUAUAUCUAUAGAUUUUAAAUGUUGAUGUAAUGUAAGCACCUAAGUGCUAAGAUGUGAAGUACCUAUUGGUUUUUUCAAUAUUCAUUAAGGCUUUUCAUUUAGUAGGUAUAGUGAGAAUUUUUUUGGCAGGUACUGAAGAAUAUUAUUUUGGAUGAUCGAAUUCUGCAUUAUUUUGCACCUACCUACCUAUUUUAUAUCAUAAAAAUAUGUGCAGAUAUUAAAAAAAUAAAUAAAUAAAAAAAAUAAUAAUUGAAAUUUUUGACAGAAAAUUUUAUUGUAGUUACAAUAACUCUAAUUCUGAGAUUUGAAUGUUUGACGCUUGAUAUUUGUAUUGACUGUAUUGUAAAUUUAUUGAAGAAUUUAAAGCUGGGGCGAACUAAAUAGCAAUAUUUUGGUAUACAUACUUAUUAUUUUAAUUUUUAAAUAGUGAUAUCGUAAUGCUAAAAUUGUAUACUUAUUAUAAGUAUUCCUCCUUGUUGUUUUUUAUGCUUGUAUCUCAAAAAAAUGUUUUUUAUUGUAAGUAAAUUUUUACUAAUUUUCAAGUC